Molecule: messenger RNA, 946 nt
Organism: Stomoxys calcitrans (stable fly)
Lineage: Eukaryota; Metazoa; Arthropoda; Insecta; Diptera; Muscidae
Product: loricrin-like
Exons: 2
Coding region: 42-425 (127 amino acids)
Source: RefSeq, a predicted model, not a curated record
UAGAGCAAAUAACAACAAAAAUUUUAAAAGUCGUUAAAACAAUGGCCAUUGUCAAGUAUAAUUUCUACGUCGUAUGUGGCCUUUUGGUGGUGAUCAGCCGUUCCUCUGUGGGUCAGUAUGGUGGCGGUGGUAUGGGAUAUUAUCCAUAUCCCUACUAUGGCGGUGGUGGCGGAGGAGGAUGUGGUGGGUACCCUAUGCCCUGCUACUAUCAACCCUACCCUGUGUACAAUAACCCAUGCUACACAAGCGUCUGUUGUGGAUGUGGUGGCGGAGCUGGCUAUGGAAUAGGUGGUGGGAUGGGCGGUGUCAUGGGUAGUGGCCCGGAUGGCGGUAUGGGAGGUGGUGUAGGUGGCUAUCCGUACUACACUAGUGGAUAUCCUUACUACGGAAACACCUUGAUGUUUUGGACAUGUUACUUUUUAUAGGUGGUACAUUGUAUGCUGCUUCCAAUGUCCUGAAUUAUGCAACUUCUACCGCCUCCACUGCUGGAGGAUACUUCGGUUAAAGCUGUCUAUAAACUUAGAAAUUUCUCAUACCACACAUUCAAAUGCCAUCAUUUCUCGUUAUACAUUUUUUAUAGCUGUGAUUUUAAGUACAUCAACACUUUCGUGCUACCAAUCCUCGAUUAUGGUUUCGUCCACCGAAUGCAUCAAACACCAUCAUAUUUCAUCCAUAAUUAACCAAUUUCUUAAAUAAAUACAAGUAAAUGGUGAUACAUAGUUAAAUUAGUUAGAACCAACAAAUUUUCCCAUGAACACUCCAUUAAGGAACAGGCGCAAACUUCUGACAUAUCAAUGAGUGCUGUCCGAUUCAAGCUCAAACUCAAUGAUAACGGGCCUCCUUUUUAUAGCCGAGUCCGAACGACGUGCCGCAGUGCGAGACCCCUUUGGGGAGAAGUUUUCAAAAUUUCAACUAAAUUAGUUAUAAAGGAAAAUAUUAUAAGUAU